GCGACCACCCAAAAUUGCCAGCCCGCAAAUAUCCUAAUCUGACUUGAUUUGAGUCUACCUACUCAAACUCCACCUUCUCUUCCACCAAGACAACCACAAACACUCUCGACAUUGACAACAGCACAAGACUGUCAAGAUGCCGAGCCACAAGUCUUUCCGAACGAAGCAGAAGCUCGCUAAGGCGCAGAAGCAAAACAGACCUAUCCCACAAUGGAUUCGUCUUCGCACUGGUAACACCAUCAGAUACAAUGCCAAGCGAAGACAUUGGCGCAAGACUCGUCUCGGCAUCUAGAUGCCUCGCCCACUUCCCUACAUCUUCUCUAUCGGCUACCUCUGUUCCUGGGGGAUUCACCGAAUACACCAUGUCGCCAUCACGUACGAACCAAUGCAGUUAGGCAGUUUUCGGGGGACGAAAUUAGCAGUGGAUGAACAACUCUGGCAUGGUUCCGGUUGGGCUUCCCUCCAGGUAGAAAAAAAACCUAUGGUAUCCGUAGCAGGAUAAGGGGGGUGGAAAUACAUCAUGCUUAAGCCGAUUCAUUAGUUUUCUUCAGGGCUCAUAAUUCGCGAUUUGCAUGGUACCGGUUAUAGGGAAUGAAAACAACACGUUUGCGACGAUAAGAAA
Hypoxylon fragiforme is the source of this 622-nucleotide messenger RNA. RefSeq names its product ribosomal protein L39e. NCBI's taxonomy places the organism in Eukaryota, Fungi, Ascomycota, Sordariomycetes, Xylariales, Hypoxylaceae. Gene Ontology annotation, cellular component: cytosolic large ribosomal subunit; ribosome. Gene Ontology annotation, biological process: translation. The transcript has 3 exons. Gene Ontology annotation, molecular function: structural constituent of ribosome. The record is from RefSeq and is a predicted model, not a curated record. The coding region runs from base 137 to 292 and encodes 51 amino acids.